AUAUAGGUUAUCUAUUUUCUGUACAGAAAAUGGAAACAAAAAGAUCGUUUUCCGCGAAAUUCAAACCAUGAAAAAUGGUCAAGAAAUAGAUAUGGGAUGACUAUCAAUGAUUUUCCAUUAGAACUUGUUGGACUUUGAAAGAAGAUUGACAUCUGUAAUCGGGACGAGAGAAAUUGUUUAUUGUAACAGUGCGAUGGCCACUUCAUCAUUGGAGGAGCUUUACCCGUAUCAUGUUGUGGAGUUUAUUCAUCCUGGAAAGAAGCCUAAAGUACGCAAUGUGGAUGUUGUGGCAUCAAAGUGGAUCAUUGUUGAUGACAAAAAGAAGAAACUUUUUGUCAAGUACCCACCACCACCGUACACAAGUACUACUCGCAAUGAGUUGGACGCAGCCUUGAAUCACUUAUCGGAUGCUCCAAGUUUAUGGCAAACUUAUACUAUUCACCUAAAAGGAAAAGCGAGAAAUCUAAAAGAAGCUUUCAUAAAAUUGAACUUGUUGAAGGAUGAAGAAACAGCUUAUACGAUGGAUUCGAAUGACAGUUGUGCAGAAGUUGAGAAGAAAGGUACAGAACUGUUACGCCAACAUAGACUACGAAAAGAAGCUUUUUCAUUUAUGUCUGCCUUGUCAGAGUCUCCUCCAUCCAGCCAAAUUAAUGAGAAAGCAGGUCAACUCCAACAAUCUACAAGUAUGUUGGAAAUGCACAAAACACCUAUUUUAAAAAUCCUUAAGAGUAACCAUUCUCUUAAUAAAACUACACAGCCUUCUACAGGAAUUAGUAACAGUACAAGAAUUACAAACACUAAAGCUAAAGGCAAAGAAAAUCAUUCUGAUUCAUCUGAAUCACCAAAGGCUAUUCAAGAACAAAGAAAUCCUCGUACAUAUCAAAAUAAAGGAAUUCGCACUGGGAUUCCGUUGAUGAAUAAUGACACUUCUUCACCGAAUGAAACUGGAUCUGGUACUUCUGUAUCAAAAGUGAGUGCAUCAUCACCCGAGGCUCUGGUGGAUGAAAAUACUGCACCGAUACAAGAUUCAUUGGAAGACCUUCGUACAGAAAAUGUUGAUCUGCAUAGAGGAUCAAAGCAAUCGACUGAAACAAAUAUUGGCUCACCGAACAUUCCUGACAAUCUUCAACAAACUUCUGAUUCAGCCCAGAGAAACGUUAAAGUUAGUCUUUAUCAAAUGCUACUAGAUCAAUUGAAAAAUAUAAGAAGUGAUAUUUCAGAUAUGAAGAACGAUGUUAAACAAAUGAAAAGUGACAUUGAAACUCUAAAAAAUGCUCUGAUAAAAAAUAAAAUAAUUGGUGCAAAAGAUUUUGUUGGAACUAUCCAGCAGCUCUGUAAUAAAUUUAAGUUCAAAAUACCGUUUGAAACUGUAGAAGAAUUUGAGGAUUUCAACAUUAAAUUGAAACAAGACGAAGCGUUACACGAAGCAGUGUCUACUGUGCUACAAACUGGUCUGGAUCCUACUUUAGUCAUGUCGAGAUCCAUUGUGAAUAUGUUAAAAUUAUUCUUAACAAAGACAGUAGCUGCUCAAUAUGUAGCCGUAAAAAUCAGAAAGGAUAAAAAAGUCAUGAAAAAUACCCCUUUUUUUCAGUGUAUUGAAGGCCUUAUCAAAGAACGACGUUUGAUAUACAACAUGGAUACACCAGAUAAAGACGUGAUAAGUGCUCUGAGCGCUGUUUUGAGCAAUUCUGGAAGCUGGUAUACAUCAAGAAAAUCUGAUACCUCGAGUACUUCGUCAAAGAGACCUAGACAAAAAUCUAGGAAAAAUAAAAUGCCAAAAGAGAAUGAAGAAAGUGACCGCUUGACUGAUUCCGAUCAUGAAUCACAUGAGACUGGUGGCGUCUUCUCAAAACAUCAAAAAUCUUAUGAGAAAGUAGAUGAUGAGAGCAGUGUAGCAUCACAAGAUUCCGAAAAUAACGACGAGCCAGCAUUCAAAAGGUCACGAUUCUCAUUUCCAUUAAACGUACCUAAUAAUACCUUGAAUGACGAUGGCCAGUCAUCGCCGAUAAUUGAAGUGGAUCCAAGUCUUUUACAAGAGAAAAAUCCACUAGUCGAUCUAGGAAUUGACCAUACUGAUCCUCUUUUUUCUACUGCUGGGAUAGAGAUUUACAAAGAUUCACUUUACGAAGAUGAAUUUGAUGAAAAUUAUUUAUUUCAAAAGUAAAAUUUUGUACUACUGUUUAAAGGUUCAAAUUGAUAGUAUGGAUUUAUAAUUUCAUUGCUUUUGUAGUUUUAUAUAAUGUUUAUAAAAACUUACCUCUAGGCCACGUUUUGAUAAAUAAAGAAUCAUAAUAAUUUAUGUAAA
Nasonia vitripennis (jewel wasp) is the source of this 2305-nucleotide messenger RNA. RefSeq lists its product as uncharacterized. Lineage: Eukaryota; Metazoa; Arthropoda; Insecta; Hymenoptera; Pteromalidae. The record is from RefSeq and is a predicted model, not a curated record. The transcript is spliced from 8 exons. The coding region runs from base 194 to 2164 and encodes 656 amino acids.